UCUUCUCUGAGAAAGCCAACUUCUCCCAACUCCUCUCUCUCUCUCAGUUCUCUCUUCCUCUCUCAGCGCUUUCUCUCUCCAUCGACCACCACCACUCUCUUUCUCCCUCUGCUGCGAAAACCUAAGCAGUACUCUCUCCUUCUCUCUCUGCAGUCGAUGUUAGGGUUUGGUGAGGGGGUUCUUGAAGGUGAAAGAGAGGGUUUCUCCGUUAAAUGCUCUCUCCCUUCAACAAUCUCUCAGUUCCCUCUGUUUUCAUGUCUUCAAUCGACGUCUUUCUCUUCUCCUCUGCUCCUUCUGGGCCUCGCAAAACCCUAUUUCUUGGUUUCGGUUCCGACUUUUUUCACAUACUGCCUCCUCAUUCUCAAUCCUCUCACAGGCAAAAUUCGUGCUUUUCUUUAGGUGUUUCUGGGAUUUCCAAUUCGGUUCUGUGCGCAAAAAAUGAGUGAUUCUAAGCUAUUCGUUUUUGGGUCAUUCUCUGAAGAUGAGACCAGGUCAUUGCUGCAAAAGCAAUCACCUGGGAAGGCUGAAAAGCCUUUGGAAAAGAAUGUAUUGCAGUUUGGGUCUAUAAAUUUUGUUACUAAAAUAUCUUCGGGUGAAUGUAAUGGUGAAUCAAGCAGACCACAAAAUUCUGUGAAAGGGCUCAGCAAAGUUCAGCCUUUAAGUUCACUUAAUAAGCCGAAUGAAGUGGAGGCUGUAAAAGCAGCAAAUGAUAGUUUACCAGCAUCUUUAACUACUCCUACAGAGAAUGGAUGUACUGAUAAUUAUAAAAAUGGUUCUGCCCAUAGUAAUGGCGUGACAGAGGCGACAAUGGAUAAUCUUGAUGUAGCUUCUUUACCUUUAUCCAAUAACGCAGGUGGUCUCUCCAAUCAAUUUUCAAGUCUGGAAUUGCAGAACAGAGAGCAGAAUGGUCGUGUUGAUGAUUUAUCAGCUUCUAAGGUAAAGGGGGAACUACAGAAGUGUUUGAAUGGGUUUGUUACAGUUUCUACGGUCUUGCCUCGUGGUUUAAUCAAUUCAGGGAUUUUGUGCUUUCUCAAUGCAACGCUACAGGCUCUCUAUCCUGUUCUCCUUUGUUCAGCUUCUGCAGGAAUUGAGAACUCGCAAAGUGCCUAAGGUCUCUAUCUGUAGCAAUGGGGCUGGACUAUUCAAAACUGGUGCACAUCCUAUAUUAGAUAACUCUGGGGGGGAAGGAGGAGGGGGAGAUGAGAUUGUUUGAGGGGGAGUAUAGGGAAACUUGGAGAGAAGCUUUCUCUGUUUUUAACCAUUGACCAUGUGAAAUAUAAACUUGCGGGAAACUCCAGGGAACUUAAGCUCCUGUGGCAUCCUAUCAAAGUUUGUAGGAUAGGGAUGGCCAGUCAUUAGCUUAAUGUCCUACCCCUUAGUUUGGCAUCUUGAUCUUGAUCUUGGUUUUUCUUUCUUUUUUUCCUGCAGAGGAAAGACGAACUUUUUUUUAGAGAAGGGUGGGUGACUAUCAAAAAGCAUUAUGUCAGCCCUCCAAGGUGGUGGAAAAAAUUUCAUCUUCAAGAUGGACGCAGACUUAUAGUCAUCAAUUUGUUGCAACUUCCUCCAGCAUUAUACUGAAAUGCUGGAUUUGGAAUCAAAUUUUGUUACUCUUCUUUGAGCCAGCAAUUUUUAUAUUGUAUUUCAAGGGAUAUAUAUGAUGUCAUAGUCUGACUGAAAGUUGUAUUAAUUUAUACCGAGCCGUCCUUAGGUUGGGGUGGUUAUCAUUAUCAGUAAAGAAUUUUGUAUCUAUAAUUUAAAAUUGCAUUAUAAUAAGGUGGAAAAUGUGAAAUGUGCAUCGUAUCUCAAUCUCAU
This is a messenger RNA of Prunus persica (peach), 1812 nucleotides long. RefSeq names its product ubiquitin carboxyl-terminal hydrolase 24. The transcript has 2 exons. Lineage: Eukaryota; Viridiplantae; Streptophyta; Magnoliopsida; Rosales; Rosaceae. The coding region runs from base 439 to 1110 and encodes 223 amino acids. The record is from RefSeq and is a predicted model, not a curated record.